Molecule: messenger RNA, 204 nt
Organism: Dibothriocephalus latus
Lineage: Eukaryota; Metazoa; Platyhelminthes; Cestoda; Diphyllobothriidea; Diphyllobothriidae
Source: the annotation of a GenBank genome assembly
GGUGGUGGUGGUGGUGGUGGUGGUGGUGGUGAUGGUGGUGGUGGUGGUGAUGGUGGUGGUGGUGGUGGAAUUGGGGCGGUUAACGGAGCUUUGUUGGUGCAUAAGAGGCUAGUAUUGUUGUUUGAACAGGACAAACACUGUGCUAAAAAUUUAAAAAAUGUAUUUACAUCCAGCUGCAUAAAUUCGUCUGUUAUGGCCGUCUAG